UGUAAGCAUUUGCUUUUCAUACUACACCUUCAUUUGCCAAACAAAAGUCGCCAUUUUCUCAUUUCCUAGAAACUCAAUCACAUAUACAAUACUUGAGUUAAUAUAUAGAGCUUUUUACAAAUGGCUAUAGAAGAAGAUAGUGUGGAAGUAGCAGAGAAGGAAAUGGAAAAAAUGGCGAUUUUACCGAAUGCGCAGGACGUUGAUCAACAUGAUACCCCUACACCCAAGAAGAAGGGUGGUUUGAUUACCAUGCCUUUUAUUAUUGUAAACGAGGCAUUUGAGAAAGUAGCAAGUUAUGGAUUGUUACCCAACAUGAUAUUCUACUUGUUGAAUGUUUAUCACUUGGAAGCUGCAACUGGUGUUAUGAUUUUGUCAUUAUGGUCUGGAAUUUCCAAUGCGUUGGCCAUUGUUGGUGGUUUUCUCUCUGAUUCUUACUUUGGUCGUUUUCGGGUUAUUGCCUUUGGAACUCUUUGCAGUCUUCUGGGAACAACUUUGCUUUGGUUGACAUCCAUGAUCCCUGCACUGAAACCAUCACCUUGUUCCAAGUCUAGUGGUGAGAGUUGUGCCUCAGCAACUCCAAUUCAGUAUCUUUUUCUGUUUGCUUCUUUUGGGCUAAUCUCCAUUGGAGCUGGUUGUGUGAGACCGUGUUCUUUAGCUUUUGGGGCAGAUCAAAUCAACAAUAAAGAGAACCCCAACAAUGAAAGGGUUUUAGAUAGUUUCUUCAACUGGUAUUAUGCCUCAACAGGAUUAGCAACUAUCAUUGCUUUGACAGUUAUUGUGUUCAUUCAAGAUAAAUUUGGCUGGCCAAUUGGGUUUGGUGUUCCUGCAUGUCUUAUGGUACUUUCACUCGCCGCCUUUCUAUUCGGUUCACCAUUGUAUGUUCAUGUCAAGGUUAAGGAUAGCUUGUUUGUUGGUAUGUUUCAAGUUCCAAUAGCUGCUUUUCGGAAAAGGAAAAUUAGUCUUCCUCCUAUUGAGGAUGAAGAUCAGUACUUUCGCGGAAAUGGGUCUGAGAAAACAACCCUCAGUGACAGCUUAAGGUAUCUGAACAGAGCUUGUGUGAUCGUGGAUCGCGAACAGGACUUGAAACCAGAUGGAUCUGCUUCAAAAGCAUGGAGACUCUGCACAGUGGAGCGAGUUGAAAAUCUGAAAUCAAUAUGCAGAAUCAUGCCAAUGUGGACUACUGGAAUCAUGAUGCUUGUAGCUCUAAACAACAGCUACACAACCCUUCAAGCAAAAUCAAUGAAUCGACAUAUAACUCCAAAUUUUGAAAUCCCAGCUGGUUCUUUCACUGUCUUUGCAAUAUUGACUAUUACAUUAUGGGUAGCCUUUUAUGAUCGUGCUAUCGUACCAUUAAUGUCCAAGUUUCUUGGAAUGCCACGAGGGCUAGGACCUAAAGUACGUAUGGGACUCGGGCUACUGAUAUCAUGUAUAGCACUAGUAGUUGCUGGGAUCGUGGAAUCAAUCAGAAGGAAAGCUGCAAUUGACCAGGGGUUGCAAGAUGAUCCUAGGGGAGUACUUGACAAGUCAGCAAUGUGGUUAGUCCCACAGCUUGUUUUGCUAGGACUUGCUGAGGGUUUAAAUGCAGUUGGGCAGAUUGAGUUUUAUUAUUCUCACCUUUCUAAGAGUAUGGCAAGUAUUGCAAUGGCUAUAUUUACACUAGGAAUGGCAGUUUCGAGUUUAGUGGGUACCUUAUUGGUUGAACUUGUUGAUACUAUCACGAGCGCAGGGGGAAAGGUGAGCUGGUUAGCAACUAACUUGAAUAAGGGUCAUGUAGACUAUUAUUACUGGUUAGUUGCUUUUCUGUGUUUUUUAAAUUUUCUGUAUUUUCUUGUAUGCUGUCGAGUAUUUGGUUCAUCAGGAAGUCAUGGGAAUUAUAAAGCUAAGAGGUCUGAUAUGGUAGAAGAGGAUACAGUUUGAUUAAUUUCUAUGUAUUUUUUGUAGUUGUUUUAGUACACCCUAUGUUAUAUUCCUACUGUUACAUUAUAGAGUUGUUGAUAUUAUAUGAUAAUUUUCAUUCCUUA
This is a messenger RNA of Spinacia oleracea (spinach), 2021 nucleotides long. Its product is annotated as protein NRT1/ PTR FAMILY 1.1. Gene Ontology annotation, cellular component: membrane. Gene Ontology annotation, biological process: transmembrane transport. Bases 121 to 1917 code for a protein of 598 amino acids. The transcript is spliced from 4 exons. The record is from RefSeq and is a predicted model, not a curated record. NCBI's taxonomy places the organism in Eukaryota, Viridiplantae, Streptophyta, Magnoliopsida, Caryophyllales, Amaranthaceae. Gene Ontology annotation, molecular function: transmembrane transporter activity.